Crotalus tigris (Tiger rattlesnake) is the source of this 6571-nucleotide messenger RNA. Its product is annotated as protein NPAT. The transcript has 18 exons. Lineage: Eukaryota; Metazoa; Chordata; Lepidosauria; Squamata; Viperidae. Bases 170 to 4411 code for a protein of 1413 amino acids. Gene Ontology annotation, molecular function: protein binding; transcription coregulator activity. Gene Ontology annotation, cellular component: nucleus. The record is from RefSeq and is a predicted model, not a curated record.
GGGUUUGGGCUUCUGCGCUCGCUCUCGGAGGGGAGGUUUGGGCGCCUUUCUGAGUUGAGAAAUCGGGGAGGGGGAGAGAGAAGCCGUCGCCCUGCUGGAAGUGGGUCACGGUCGCUCUCGCCCCGCCGGCGGGUGAGGUGACGGAAUCCUGUUCCCGUUUUCCCUCACCAUGUUACUGCCGUCUGACGUGGCCCGUCUGGUCCUAGGUUAUUUACAACAAGAAAAGCUUUUAGCCACAUGCAGAGCAUUUAUAUUGGAAAGUUCAGAUUUAAAAGAAUAUGCAGAGCACUGUACAGGGGAAGGCUUUGUUCCAGCCUGUUUACUGUCUCUCUUUGGAAAAAACUUAAUUACCAUAUUGAAUGAGUACAUAGCAAUGAAAUCAAAAGAAGCAACGAAUGACGUUCCAGCAAUGAUGUCAUCUUUAUGGAAGAAGUUAGAUUAUACACUUUCUCAGAUCAGGAGCAUGCAGAAUUCAGGUGGAUUUUCUGCUCAUCAACGGAGUCGCACUAGAAGUGCAAUUGCAGAUAUGAAAAAGCAGAAGUGUCUUCAACAGUCAGCCUCUUCUAAUUUAGGAUCAUCACCUGCAGUUUAUCAGCCAGAACAACUAACAUCCACUGCAAUGACCGCCACACAGAUUGUUCUUAAACCAAUUAUAUCUUCAAGUCUGGCUCAGACAAGAUUGAAUCCUUCUUCUACAUAUCAGGGCCAAAUUCAGGAAAGCCAAAUUAACACAGGUGAUUCCCUCAUUUUGGUUUCUGCACUCCAAGAGCGAAAGUUUAACUCAAGUGUAUUGUCUCCAGGAAAAAGAAAAAGUGACUCACAGAAGAAAAGGAGUACUGCAUCAUCAGGACCACAGUUGUCUAAUUGUAGCUUACGAGAGUUUCCUGUAGUGGAAAAAGAAAGCUCUCCCAUGGAAGAAGAAAGUGAGCAACUAGAAAUUAUUGAUGGUGACCUUCCUCAAAUGAUUAUUGAAAAUGCCAGAGAGAAAAUUUUGAGCAACAAAUGUCUUCAAGAGAAGCUAGCUGAAAAUAUUAACAAGUUCUUGGGCAGUGAUGGCAAUAUGGCUCAGACAGUAAAACAGGCAGAAAGUGGUCCAACAAUACAAGAGUCUUCGAUUGAUGAAUUUCUUGGUCUUCAGCAAGGUGAAAUUCACAUGACGGAAGAAGCCAUCCAGGAGAUUCUAGAGCAAACAGAAUCAGAUCCAGCAUUUCAAGGACUCUUUGAUAUAUUUGAUUUUGGUAAAACCAAGAAUUGUAGAAAUGUUUCUCAGGGUAUUCCUACACAGAAUGGAACAGAUAAUUCAAUGUUGAUGGAUGAAGAAAACCUAGAAGCACUUGAAAGUUAUAUUGGCACUAAGGAACUUGAUGAUAAUUCCCAUGAGAGUCUAUCAUACACAGAUGAUCAUUCAAAAGAAGCAUGUGUCCUAAAGAUUGAUUGCAGUGAAAAUGAUUUGACUUUAGAACAGCAUCUAAAGAUACAAACUGUAGUGUCUGGAGAAUUUUCUUCAGGCUCUGAAGUGAGAAGGCAAAGUGAAUCAAUUGAAAUGGAGACACCUGACCAAAGAAUCAAGCAGAAAUCUACCUUUGAAUCUGGGCAAAAUCAGUUUCCUUGUACUGAGCACAUCGUAGAUUCUUAUAACGAACAAGGAACUACCACAAGAAAUUAUAAAACUGAUAAGGAUGUAUUAUGUCAAGGUGUUCAGAACUUACUUGAUUUGCCCUAUAAUCAGUUGGAUACUUCACAAACAGCUUUAUCCGAUAGAACUGAAUGUUGUUCUUUGCCAAAUUAUAUGCUAGCCGAAAAAACAAAUGCAAAGGUGCUUGCUCCCUUGAAAUCUGAUGAAAGUGAAACUGUGAACAAACUUAAUGAAAAUUGCAGCCAUUCACAAGAAAUUGCUGAAAAUUUACAGCAGAUAACAGACCAAUCAUCUGUGUUUCCUGUAUCUGUCCAGCAAAACCGAAAGAGUCCUAGUUCUUCUGAUUGUCAAGGCUCAGAUAAAUUGGAAUCAGAACCUGCUGCAACACUUGUAGUUGAAGCAUCCAAUCCAAAUGUAGUAGAGCUCCAGCUUGAAGUUGUUGGUACUUCCAAUAGCCUUAAUUUGGAUGAUCCAGCUACAGACCCAGAGCCUUGCUUAAAAUAUGGAAACCAGAAAUUGGAGGAGUCUGAAAUAACACAGGUAGAAUUGCAAGAGCCAUCAUCUUCUACAAAAGCAGAUGCCGCGUGCUUAUUUUUAACUCCUGACAAUGAGAGGCCUACAGGAACAACUGUUGAGGCCAAUCCCACUACAUCUAGUGAGUGUCAUUCUCCACUUCCAGAUCCAGCAGGUGAAUCAAGUCCAGGAAACAAAGUUGCUGGGAGUGUUUCAUCUAGUAAUCAAGGCACUGGUGUAGAUCCUUCUAAUAUUGUUUCCUUAAAAAUUAUUAUUAGCGAUGAUCCAUUCAUUUCAUCAGACACUGAAUUAAACAAUGCUGUUUCCAGCAUCACGGGGGAGAAUGUACCAACUAUAAUAUUAUCUUCUCCAGCUAAAUCACCGUCCAAGAUGACAGGAACAUCUAAGUCUAUAGCAGCCGAAGAGUCUGAAAGGCCUGGAGAUUCAGCUUUGAUGGAACAGAAUCUUUUGGUUCUCAGAUCUCAAGAUUCUGUUGUGAGUUCACUCAACAUACAGAACGAAGACUGUGCAGUAUUUUCAGUUGCUGGCACAAGUAAUGUUUCCAAGAAUGGAGAAUUUAUUCAACUGAUGCCAGCCACAAGCACAUCUUUUGGCAGCUCCAACAGUGUUUAUAUUACCUCCUGUAUAUCUGAGCCAACAGCAUUGAGUACUAACGUUACUCCAUCAAAUUUAGUCAUGUUUCCUGGCAAUUCAACGUCUCUUACAUCACAGGUUCCAAUGGCACCACAGUUACGGACACCUCCUAGGACAAACGGUUUGUUUGCCAUGAACCCACCAAUGUCUCCAAACUUUUCACAGGGGUCCGCAAUUAUAAUUGCUUCUCCGGUACAGCCUGUAUUGCAAGGAAUGGUAGGAAUGAUCCCUAUAUCUAUAAUGGGGCAAAAUGGAAAUGCUAUCUCAGAUCCUUCCCGGCAGAUUCUGCAUAUGCCAUUCCAGACUUCAUUGAGCAGUGGAGGUGUUCCUAAGCUUCCUCUUCCUCCAAAAUCUCAUAGGAUACCAAGAAGUAAAUCAAAUGGAGGAAAGCCAGGGCUCAGUGGAUCAGAACCUGUACAACAUCCUGGUUCUCGAAUUCAAAGAAUUGGAAACUCAGACAAAAAUAUUGGUGUGGAUUUGAAAAAGAAACUAGAAACUGUGCCAGCUGAUACUACAAGCCCAAGUUUCAAACAAAAUGGCAGUCACAGAAGAGUGCUUUGCUUUGAUACCACCCAAGCAUCACAAAGAGAAAAGAAUGAGAAUUCUAAGCUCUGUCAAAGCUCUUCUAACACUGUGCUUUCAUCAACAAAAACUCAACCUAGCAAGAGGGAACGUGAAAGAACUCUACCAAGAAUUUUAUGUAAGCCAGAUAUUACUAGCAAAAAUCUGGCUGUAAAGGAAAGCCAACUGGAGAAAAAAGGUUCGGGUCCAGGACUAGCGUCGGAUAUAUUAAGAAAGCAGACGGCAAAUAAAGAGAAUGAAUUAGAAAGGAAUAUUGUCCCCCAAACCCAGGAGGUGGCAGCCUUAUCCAACAGCCAACAAAGUCUUCAUCAUGAGAAGAAUUGUUCCUCAGCCCAGGAAGUAACUAAAAAACAGGGGCUUCAACCAAAUGCCAGCAAUAAAAAUGCAGGCAUUUUACCCUCAAAGGAUCCUAAAAAAGAACAAACAAAGUCUCCCAGUCAAGUCAACAGCUUGACCAGUCCUUUAACUAAGCAAGCUGUGGAAAUGCUGUAUGAUAUUCAAAGGCAUAGCCCCACUAGUAAGCUAUCUGAAAAUGGGGAACUGCCAGUACCCCGGACGCCUUCAGGUACUAGUGACAGACAUUCAGAUGAUACCUUUGAUAUAAGGACCCCAACCUGUAAAAGGUAUAGUGAAGAUAGUACAACACCAAGGAUCAUGGUUCCUCCAGCUACUCCUGAUUUGCCGGCUUGUAGCCCAGCAAGCGAAACGGGUAGUGAAAACAGUGUUAGCAUGGCUGCCCACACUUUGAUGAUACUUUCACGCGCUGCUAUUGCAAGGACUAAUACAACUACUCCACUGAAGGACAAUACUCAACAGUUUAAGUCUUUAAGAAGUGCAGCUAAAAAAAGAAAGCAGGAAGACUCAGUUGAUCGUGAAAAGAAUUCCAGGACUCCCAGUAAAAAGGAUAUUCAGAACUUUGCAUUGCCAAUAAAAAAAAAAAAGAUAAAGCAGAAGAAAUUACCAAUUGCCUUUCCUGCAGAAAUGGAUGUGGAUAAAUUUUUAUUAUCAUUGCAUUAUGAUGAAUAAAUGCCAGCUGUAUUCAAGCACAGAUGUUCUUCAGCGCGAUGGAGAAAAGAGAACAAGUUUAGGAUUAUAUUGCAUAAUCCAUUAAAAUUCAACUUCUGAAACAAAAAUCACCCUGGAUCUAAAGAACUUAAUGGAUGUUUUCUGAGUGAGCCUUUAAAGGUUCUAUGUUAAAUUUGUAGCUUAUUUUGUCAUGUAAUUAUUGUACAGAUUUUCAAGUUGUAAAAGAACAAAAUGCUACUUUUAUUAACACCAGGUGUUGACUAUGUUUUUCUAGAAUUGUUUUAGCAGGUUUUCAUGGUGUCAAACACCUCUUAUCCUAAAGAUGCCUAGAACCAAGUCCGCUGAAUUGUGGAGUAUUUUUAGAUUGUGUGCCUAGGAUUGAACCACAUGGUUUAAUCAAAGCAAACUUCAUAUAAUUGGAUUUGGAUGAAUAGACUUACUAUAUAUACUUGCAGAUAAUCUGAGAAUUUACAGUAGGUGCCAAAAAAACACCCCAAGAAUUGGGUUCAGCUUAUCCAUGAGUAUAUACUGUAAUGAAAGCCUUAGCUGAUUUUGUAUUGAGAACUCUUUCCUAUUUUCUUUUGUCUGUUUUUUUCCCUUUAGUUGUAAUCUAUCAUAAUAAAUAGUUUUCAACUCUUAUUAUACAUAGAUAUUUUAAUAGACUUCUCAUUUGCACAAUAUAAUUUAUUUAGGGAUAUGUUUUUUGCCCUUAGGGAUACAGAUUCAAUUUUGAUAAAACCUUGCUUAACUUGUUUAAGCAAGUGAAUAUUUAAAUAUAUAUCCUGAAGAUGUGACACCAUUUGCAGUAGUGGGCAUCCCACACAAUUAGAACAGCAUGAAUGGGAAAGCAGAACUGCUCAAAGUAUAGAUCUUGGCGCAUGCUGCACAACCCUCCACCUAUGUCCUUGCAGGAGAAGGAAUCCUCUUAGGAAUCUUUCUACUCAGUCUCUCAUAUAAUGUAAAAUCCUCAUUUCCCUGGUUUUAAAUUGUAAGGAUUAGACUAAGGUUCUCUCUUUUUUAGCCUCAAGUAUAUCAAGAAGGUAAUAGCAGUAACAACUUUGCAUUCAAUUGAAACUACAAGGAUAUUUUAAAUAUAGAUCAGGUUCAUUUUGCCUGAUAGUUGGCUAUUUAUAAUCAACAUCUACCAGAUAUUUAAAAAUGACUCUACCAAGAAUUCAAAAAUAGCGUUCCAGCUGUUUAACAAUUCAAUCUGUGUACUUCCACACAUGAAAAUAUUUUUCAAGAGGUUUUAGAGUAGCAAUACAAAGACCUGUUUCAUAUCUCACAGUGGACAGCAUGCUGUCUUCAACCUAAUUUUAAUCUUUCACUGAAAAAAUCUUAUCAAAGUUUGCAUAACCAAAAGAAUAUUGUUGUACCUGUUAAAAAUUGAAACCCUGCUUCUGCUUUCUUUUGCUAUACUGAAACAUAUAUGAGGAUGAAUGACCAAAGUAGCUAAGUAACAGUUCAUCACUGUUUUUUUUAUGGGCAAUCCUAUAUAAAUCAGAUUGGAACUGUGCUGCACAGAAGCCAUCUAUGGAUAUAAAAUCUUAAUUGCUCUUUUAACUCUUGCUUAUAAUUCAAUUGCCAUCCAACUAUCUGGAAUUAUUUUUCUAGAAUGUGAUUUGCUAUUACAAGUUGAAAAGUUUUCCUUUACUUUUCUCAGUUACAACUAUAAGCAAGUACAUACAGGUAAACUUUCAGAAGAGCUGCAAUACUUAGAGUGACAAAGAUUGUUUUUCAAUUUUUCAGUUAUACUCUAACUUCAAAAUGCUAAUUUUUAAAAACUUGAUACUCACAUAACACAAGGUGUAAUUGGCUUAAGUCCCUGAGCCAGAAUAAGAAACCAAUUCAUUAUUGUUGUAUGGUAAAUAUUUAUUCAGUAGCCCUUCUUGUUUUGUUUCUACCAAUUGUGGAAACAUAAUCCAGUAUUACUUUUAUACUAUCUUCCUCCAAACAAGCAGUAGUUUUCUGGGCAAAAAUACAUAUGGCACAACCCACUGCCUUCAUUUUAGGAGGCUAAGGGAGAAGAGCAAAAGAAUGCCUACAAUUCAGUGAUGAGAGCAGGACAAUAUAAAGUAUGAUAAGUAUCUAAAGUAGUUAUGAUAUCUGCAGCGUUGGGUGAUAAUUAACAUGUUUUACUGUCCAAGAUAUAAAAAAAAA